AUGGAGAAACUAUUGCCUAACGGUACGACAAAUCAACCUAGUCACGUGAAUGAAGCAUGCCAGUCGGACCCUAGUACCCCAAAGUCAAUACAUGAUGGGCCUAGUAACGGACUUCCGCCACUCAACUGUUUUGGGCCCUUUCCAUCUCCAACUACAUGCAAUGAAGUCCACACAUUCAACGUAGGCAGGUCCAACGGGAAAAGGAGAAGAGUGAUAAAUAUAACCCCCAAUAUAAGCCCAGUGAUUGAAUUGAUAGGUGCUGAUCCGAUGCCACACACUGUCCCGUUGCCGGAGUCCCCAUCUACUCCACCCGAAGAAAAUCAAAUUGACCUUAAUACCCCUCUUAUACAGCAGACGGAGAACAUAGAUAGAUAUCCCCAACCCCCCCCCCCCAAUGAUUUGAACUUAUUAAAACAGCCGAGAUAG
Molecule: messenger RNA, 426 nt
Organism: Lactuca saligna
Lineage: Eukaryota; Viridiplantae; Streptophyta; Magnoliopsida; Asterales; Asteraceae
Source: the annotation of a GenBank genome assembly